UGACGAAGGGCAGCCGAAAGGACACUGGAAACAACCUGAUGGAAGCUUUCAAAACAACAUGGCGCCCAAGAAGCGAGUAAAGCAACAAAGUGCUCAGAAAAACCCGACAAAGAAGUCCGAAGACCCUGACUACUUGAAAAAAGUCGACCCAAUAAUGAUGAAAAAUAUCAAACAGUUGACUGCCGGCCGAAGCAAUCUUCGCAUUUUCGUGCCAAUGUGUGGCAAGACUCCCGAUAUGCUGUGGUUAGCUGAACAGGGUCACGCGAUCACCGGUGUGGAAAUCAACGCUCGCUACAUCAAGGCUUUCUUCCGCAACGCGGAGCUAGAAUGCACUCUCCGAUCAGAACAAUUUACGCCAAGGAAGAAAGUGAACGUAUACGAAGCGAAGGGCAAGGAUAUUACUCUGUAUCAGUGUGAUAUCUUUGAUUACAACGUGGAGGUUUCAGGGCAGUUCGACGCCAUCUGGGAUCAGUCUGCCAUUCCUAUAGUCAAUGAUAUGGGGGCCAGACGACUCAAACAGUACACAAGCCUAAUGCAGGCGCUACUGAAACCUGACGGACGCCAUAUGGUAGAGGUGUGCAAACAUGGGUCGAACUUCGUGGACGAGAAGAUGCUCAAAUCAUUGUUUGGAGAUAAGAGCGAUGUUCGUUACUUAGGUAACAACCUUUCUUUCUGUCAAACUUUUAAACAUGGCAUGAAAACAUAAGCAAGCACAUACAAUUGAGAAAACAAAGAAAAAAGAAAAGGAAAAAAACAGCGUAAUAGUAUUCAAUGAAUUUGUACUUUUGUUUCGAAAUUUCAAUAGUAGUUAAAAGAUUUAUUCCCCUGAGGGUGAAGGGGUAAAGACUCUAUCCAGUCCAUCUAACCGGUAACAACUGCACACCCCAUUUUAAACAAAAUCUCAUACAAAUGUUUAGUUAUCAUUAAUUAUACAUCGACUAAGAGAGAGUUCGGGACUUAGCGAUUGGAAGCUCGACUUCUAUCACAGUUAAAAGGUUUACUCCCACUGGAGGCAAAAGGUUUAAAAUGGCAAAAUCAAAAACCGACUGGUCUUAAGUUACUGGAACUACACUAUGUGUUAUCCACCGGAUGAACGUCUACCAAAUGGAUAACGCAUUUGGUUUCCCCAAAACGUAUCUGCUGGAUAGUGCUUCACACAACCAGGCCAUUGGUAACAAGAAUUUCUUAAAAUUAACGUAUUUUAUCUUUGUUGCUGAUUUCAAUGAAACUCCCUUGAAUUUGCUUGAUUGAAAGCAGAUUAUGGUCGUUGGGGUUCAUUAGAGAGGGGGGAGGGGGUUGGGGAGGGUGCACAGGGACACCAAAUCACGCCCCGCUUUUUCAUGAUGAACGCAAGUAUUUUCCAAGUACAAUAGUUUUGCCUUUUUUUCAAAGCUGAUUAAGCGGCGACGAAUAGUUAACUUUCCAGUAAACGUUUCGCAAAAUAGGAACAAGAAUUUGGAAGUACGACCCGGAGGAAUUCGCGGAAGAGGAGUGCGACGAAGGAGAGGAGGUCACGGGACACGGACAUCACGAACACGAGCACGAAUCACACGGACACGAGGAACACGGACAUGGUGAUCACGGAGAUGAGGAAGGGGAAACGGAGAUGUUUUACCACCUGAUUACAUUCAAGUAAGACACAAGUUAAUUAUCAUUAUAACUGCAUAGACGGGGAUAGAGCUUUACCGUGGCUCAUGACCAGAUUGCAACACAGCUGUAUGUUUUGCGCUGGUCAUAUGGAAGGUCUGGGGCUCGUUUCUCGAAAGUCCCGAUAAUUAAAGGGCCCGUAAAGCUGUUUUGGUUUACAUGCAAGAUAGAGGUUUCAAUAGUCUUGCAUCUAACAUGAUAAAACUAUCAGUUAAUGAAACAGUAUGGAGUAGUUUGCUAGCCAGGACCCGCGCCUUUAUUCUUUAUAUAUCGAUUUGAAAAUUUGAUUUCGGGCCCGAAAAGUUACCGGGACUUUCGAGAAACGGGCCCCUAGGCCGAGUUUGAAAAUAGAGAGUGAGUCUGGGGGGGAGGGAGAGUUAGGCAAUGUUCACACUAUACUGGAUAGGUUUUGGCGCCGACACGAAAAGAUAUACCGGAUGGUAUGAACGGCAACGGCAACGGCAUCGGCACAGAACUGGAACAAGUCGUUCACACACAUCGAACAUCAACAUAACGGAGCGGUUGGCCGAGAGGGUUUGGCGACCUAAAUCCUAGCCACCCACGCAGACUUUCUUUGGGCUCGUCACGCAAUCCUCCUCAACGCGGGACAGGAACGCGUGCAAAUUCCUAAGACUACAGCGUCGGAGGCUACCUAAAUCCUAGUUCUAACUUCUGCAUAUUUUAUUUUUAUCUCUCUCGUUUCCAGUCUUCGCUCUAGUCUGUGUAGCUGGCGAAAUUGUUUUGCCCGGGAUACUACAGCACUCGUCCGCUAAUACCGCUAGCUACGCAGGCUAUCCUCGCUCCUAUUUAUUCACUUCCGCUAUGGUCCGACUGCACCAAAAGGGGUACAGAACCUCUCCGAUAUGUGUCGCACCACGUUAGCGAUCAGCGCAGCGCAGCUUCGCUCCGUUACUGCAGAAAUCGCGCCGCAUUUUCGUGUCGACGCAAAGUUAUCCGGUAUAGAGUAAACACAGCCUUAGACAGGAGCCCAUAAUCCGGAGGAAACAACUUCCAUGCGCUCGUGUCACGGCGUUUUCAAGGACCAGUUUAUUUUUAGAACGGUUUUGGCGCGAAUUUUUAAUACCUUUAAAAGUCCACAAGCUAGUCAGCAAAACCUACAGACCUGAAAAUGAUAUUUUUUUCCUUUUAAUGACGUUUAGUUUUCCAUUUUGAUAUCUUAUACUUCGAAUGCGCUCAUAGACAUGGUGGAGAUUCUAUUUUCACGGGGAAAAAGUGUUGUAAAAUGUGUCUAAAAAAACUGGUCCGUAAAAACGCCGUGACAUAGGCCUAGUAUGGGAGUUGCUCGCUCUGGGUUAUGAGCUCCUGCCUUAGAGACAUACCAUCUUCGAGAACAAAGCGAAUUCCAGCUAAUUUGUGUCCUGUGAUGAGACCGCGUUCGCAAAUCUCUUGGAAACCCUGAAAUUCAAGAAACAAGAUCAAACAAACAUUAGCAUACCUGGCAGAGUAGAAAUCUUCGCUUGUAACCUGUAUUAUUUAAAUGCCUGAUUUGAGGAAAAAAAAUGGCGAGAAAUCAGUACCUUUUCUAUGGCGGGAAUAAAGUUUUUGGGGAUGUUCAUUCCAACAGUAGCAUCUAGAAAUUCGAUAUCGGUGGCGGCUUCCGGCAUGGGCUGCGACAAAAAAAAGAACAUUCAGAGAAGUGAUUAGCUUCUUACGUCGCAACUUCACGGCAUACAUCUUCCAGAAUUCUACCGUACGUUAAACAAUGUGUCUCUAUAGGGGAAGCUUGGGCCUUACAGAGGAAUCGCACGUGUAUUUGAAUGAGCUGUGCGACGCUUGUUACAGUUUUUUUUUCCGAGAUCUGUCAUACGCAGGACGCCGUCUCUUUACAAACAAGUGCAUCCUCGGAGAACCAGGAGACUGGAUAGGACGGGAUGAGAUUGGGAUAUUAGGAGACGGAAUAUUUUCAGGGCAAGUUAUCGAAAGAUUUUCAGCAAGAAUUGGGGGAGCUCCCGGAUACUUACUCGUACUAUCAUCUCCUGGAAGACGAAAAUUAGCCGCUAAAAAUUUACAUUUCAUUCCUUCCAAUGAAGAUAGGUGCGAACGCUUUCAAGACUUAAGUUUUAAAAAGGUCUCCGUAAAAGCUAUUUAUGUCACCCAUUACAUAUAGCCUUUCUUUAAAAGGUCUCUUUUUAUUAACGAGCAUCCAGUUCUCCUGCGUACUUUUGUUAUUCUGUUUAUUGCUUCGUUUUAGGGAGAAGGGUGUACCAACGGAGAAAAGGAAAAGGAAGAACGAGGAAUCCGAAAAGGAGAAAAAAUCCAAGAAAAAGAAGGCUGUCGAAGAAAAGGCAAAACCGAAUAAGAAAGCCAGGAAGUAGAUGGCUAUUUUUGGCUAGAAGUGCGCAGAAGAAAAACACAGACGAAAAUAUUUCACAUGUAAGAGGCCACCCAGGAUAUUGGGACAAGUAGUCGCUUGAUAAAAGAGUUAAUAAAGGUUUGC
Molecule: messenger RNA, 4105 nt
Organism: Porites lobata
Lineage: Eukaryota; Metazoa; Cnidaria; Anthozoa; Scleractinia; Poritidae
Source: the annotation of a GenBank genome assembly